AAGGGUUCAAACUGAUGAAGGUGCCUUUGGAGGAGGCAAGGAAGAGAAUCGUCAUCGCAGACUGGAACGAAGGAUUCCCAUCCACGGAUCUCCCUCACGGUUUUACCAUGCUGAGUGAGAUGGUUCAAGUUGGAAAGCUCGAACAGGAAGCGGCUUUUGAUGGCCGCUAUGCGAACGAAACCUGCCUCAUGUGUUACUCUAGCGGGACGACUGGACUAGCAAAGGGCGUUGAGACUACUCACAAAAAUCUGGUCUCAAUUAUGUGCAUGUUCCCUUCCGUGUUUAUUAAACUUGAACCGGGCAAAGAUAGGAUGCUCGGAUUUCUGCCUGGGCUGGUCAAAGUUCUUUUAUAUCCGAUCUCGAAAGGAGGAGCAUCCGUUCUCAUUCGCGGAUUUGAUGUCCCAAUGUUUGGAGCAGCACUCAACAAGUACAAGGUUACGAUCUUGCCGAUGAUACCACCAGUCAUCUUGCUCCUCGCCAAGAAUCCCAUUUUCGAGAAAUUCGAUUUUUCCGGUGUGAAGCUCAUUACAUCGGGUGCGGCCCCACUCGGUGCGGACCUGACGUUCGAAGUCACGGAGAGACUGAGAAAGCUGGGCUCGAAAGCAUUGGUUGUACAAGGCUAUGGUUUAACCGAGACAUCACCCACUGUUCACUACAAUCCGGCUCAACAUUGGGACACCAAAGCUGGCACAGUUGGACCCCUUCUGCCGAAUAUAGAAGCACGGCUGGUACAAGACGAUGGGGAGGAUGCUCCGGAAGGUGGAAGAGGAGAGUUAUGGCUAAGAGGCCCAUCCAUCAUGAAGGGUUACCUGCAUAACGCCACAGCGACAGUCAACUCUAUCACUCCCGACGGCUGGUUCCAAACUGGCGAUAUAGCAAUUGUGGAUAAAGACGGAACUUAUCAAGUACAAGGGAUUCCAAGGUUAGCGAAUCAUACAAAUAUGGUAUUAUUAGCCAUCCUUCUAACUUUGAUCCAUCCUCCAGUCCCACCAGCAGAUCUUGAGGCAGUCUUGAUAUCUCAUCCUGACGUUGUGGAUUCUGGAGUUAUAGGCGUUUAUAGCAAGAGACAAGAAACCGAACUCCCAAGGUGGGCUACUGACCCAAAGGAGGUCGAAGCCUUCCAGAAAGCCGUCAGCAAAUGGAUCACAACAAAGACGCAAUUCCAAAGAGGUCAGGUUGCUUGCUGUCUCCCCAUUACUCACACUGACGAAAGUGACUUCUUGAACAGUGCGGCAGGCAAAAUUCUCAGGAAGGAGCUGCGUGAACGAGCAAAGAAGGAAAUUGAGCUGGAGGGUGAGCCAGAUCGCGCAAAACUAUGA
Messenger RNA from Acaulospora colombiana, 1319 nucleotides. NCBI's taxonomy places the organism in Eukaryota, Fungi, Glomeromycota, Glomeromycetes, Diversisporales, Acaulosporaceae. The record is from the annotation of a GenBank genome assembly.